AUGCGGCACAUCAGCAUUCCUUAUGCAUGCCUCGUUAUUUGCUUUAGUUUUCAGCUUUUAAGCGCGUUCCCCUUACAGAGCUCGGCCUUGACUUAUGGGGACUUGGACGUCUUAAAGGCUUUACUUCACCAGCUAGAGCAGUCUGUGCCUCAGCAGAAGGACAAUUUCCCCUUGCUCGACAGACUCACCGAGGCAAACUUCGAGGAUACGGCACUAACUGGGGAGGAGAGCGAUGCCGAACUUUACACCAGAGCAAAACCGGUGGACGAAAGAGUGUUCUUGUCAGCCAAGGAUUUGAGGACUGUCAGAAAUGACUCCUCCAAGAGGUCCUCUGCGUGUUUCGGGCGCAGAAUGGACCGAAUUGGUUCUAUGAGCACCCUGGGAUGCAACACAGCCGGACGCUUCAGUAAAUCCAAAGAGGAAAUGAGGUCUUACCUGGAUCCCAGAGCUGCUAUGUCAUUACCUAGGCUACUAUGA
Messenger RNA from Chanos chanos (milkfish), 477 nucleotides. RefSeq names its product natriuretic peptide B (gene nppb). The transcript has 3 exons. The record is from RefSeq and is a predicted model, not a curated record. The coding region runs from base 1 to 477 and encodes 158 amino acids. Gene Ontology annotation, cellular component: cytoplasm; extracellular region. Gene Ontology annotation, biological process: cGMP biosynthetic process; negative regulation of systemic arterial blood pressure; receptor guanylyl cyclase signaling pathway. Gene Ontology annotation, molecular function: hormone receptor binding; hormone activity. Lineage: Eukaryota; Metazoa; Chordata; Actinopteri; Gonorynchiformes; Chanidae.